This is a messenger RNA of Rhizopus microsporus ATCC 52813, 1350 nucleotides long. Its product is annotated as tubulin alpha-1 chain. The record is from RefSeq and is a predicted model, not a curated record. NCBI's taxonomy places the organism in Eukaryota, Fungi, Mucoromycota, Mucoromycetes, Mucorales, Rhizopodaceae. Gene Ontology annotation, molecular function: GTP binding; structural constituent of cytoskeleton. The coding region runs from base 1 to 1350 and encodes 449 amino acids. The transcript has 2 exons. Gene Ontology annotation, biological process: nuclear division; nuclear migration by microtubule mediated pushing forces; microtubule cytoskeleton organization. Gene Ontology annotation, cellular component: spindle; nucleus; cytoplasm.
AUGAGAGAAGUUAUUUCUAUUCACGUCGGUCAAGCUGGUGUUCAAAUCGGUAACGCCUGUUGGGAACUCUACUGUCUUGAACACGGUAUUCAACCUGAUGGUCAUAUUCCCCAGAAUCUUCAAGCUGAUGACAACUCCUUUGACACUUUCUUCAGUGAGACCAGCUCUGGUAAGCACGUUCCUCGUACCGUCAUGGUUGACUUGGAACCUACCGUUGUUGAUGAAGUUCGUACUGGUGCCUACCGUCAAUUGUUCCAUCCUGAACAAUUGAUUACCGGUAAGGAAGACGCUGCCAACAACUAUGCUCGUGGUCACUACACCGUUGGUAAGGAACUUGUUGACUCUGUCUUGGACCGUAUUCGCAAGUUGGCCGAUAACUGUACUGGUCUUCAAGGCUUCUUGGUCUUCCACUCCUUUGGUGGUGGUACCGGUUCCGGUUUCGGUGCUCUCUUGAUGGAACGUCUUUCUGUUGAUUAUGGCAAGAAGUCCAAGCUUGAAUUCUCUGUUUACCCCGCACCUCAGGUUGCUACCUCUGUUGUCGAACCCUACAACUCCAUCUUGACCACCCACACCACCUUGGAACACUCUGAUGUUUCCUUCAUGGUCGAUAACGAAGCCAUUUAUGACAUCUGUCGCCGUAAUUUGGACAUUGAACGUCCCUCUUACCUCAACUUGAACCGUUUGAUUGCUCAAGUCGUCUCUUCCAUCACUGCUUCUCUUCGUUUCGACGGUUCCUUGAACGUUGACUUGAAUGAAUUCCAAACCAACUUGGUUCCUUACCCCCGUAUUCAUUUCCCCUUAGUUACCUACGCCCCUAUCAUCUCCGCUGCCAAGGCUUUCCAUGAACAAAUGUCUGUUCAAGAAAUCACCAACGCCUGUUUCGAACCCAACAAUCAAAUGGUCAAGUGUGAUCCUCGUCAUGGCAAGUACAUGUCUUGUUGUCUCUUAUACCGUGGUGAUGUUGUCCCCAAGGACACCAACGCUGCCAUUGCCAACAUCAAGACCAAGCGUACUAUUCAAUUCGUUGACUGGUGUCCUACUGGUUUCAAGGUCGGUAUUAACUGCCGUCGUCCUGCUGCUGUUCCCGGUGGUGACUUGGCUGAAGUCAAGCGUGCUCUCUGUAUGCUUUCCAACACCACUGCUAUUGCCGAAGCUUGGGCUCGUCUUGAUCACAAGUUCGACUUGAUGUACGCCAAGCGUGCCUUCGUUCACUGGUACGUCGGUGAAGGUAUGGAAGAAGGUGAAUUCUCUGAAGCUCGUGAAGACUUGGCUGCUCUCGAAAAGGAUUACGAAGAAGUCGGCUCCGACUCUUUGGGCGAUUCUGAAAUUGAAGACGCCGAAGAAUACUAA